Biomphalaria glabrata is the source of this 4886-nucleotide messenger RNA. RefSeq names its product serine/threonine-protein phosphatase 6 regulatory ankyrin repeat subunit B-like. Lineage: Eukaryota; Metazoa; Mollusca; Gastropoda; Planorbidae. The record is from RefSeq and is a predicted model, not a curated record. Gene Ontology annotation, biological process: intracellular signal transduction. The transcript is spliced from 3 exons. The coding region runs from base 443 to 1408 and encodes 321 amino acids. Gene Ontology annotation, molecular function: protein binding.
ACUAAAUAUAGACUCGGAACUCCCUCAAUCCAUUGCAUUCGUUAGUGAAGGAAAAAGACAAACACGCAGACAUGACAGAUAUUUAAUGUUGGGUUUUUUUUCUAAACCGUACCGAAUUCUUUACCUAACAAUUAAAUAUUUUUCAACGUUCACAUGGACACGUUCAUUCGUUUCAUUUCUUACCAACAGCAGACGCACACACACAUACACACACACACACACGAAGUUCCAUCAGUUUAAAAUGCCCUAACUAGGAACGGAUUACGUUUCUUGUGUUUUUAAAUGGGCAUUACUAAAAAGGUCAAAGAGCAUAGGUGAAAAGUUCAUGGACUAGCAUAAGUCCUCAGUUAGCAGACGAUUCCAGUAAAGAAGUAAGAAGACAAGUUUCUGCUAUACUCGACUCAGACUGGCGUGACGCUUCAGUGCAACUGAAAUCUCAAAGAUGGCGAGAAGCGUGUGUCCUGUGUCUAAGAAGAAUGUCCUGCGCGAGGCUGUGAAACAUAACGACUUUCGUCUGAUCACUGACAUGCUAUCGUCUGUAUACAGACUGGAUGGCUCGCACACACCAUUAGGUGUCGAAGAAGAAAUAUCUCUGGAUGAACUUCUAGCUGAAGCUAUUACUUUGAAGUCUCACCAUAUAGUGAACUUAUUGCUAAAUAAUGGCGCCAAUGCAAAUUCAACUUACAAAGAGAAGUCUCAACUGUUCAGAGCUGUGUCUUCAGGAGACAAUGACAUCAUCAAAACUGUCUUACAUUUCGGAGCAGAUGUCAGAGCCAGAGAACCGAAUGGCAAAACAAUACUUCAUCUAGCAGCCACGCAGUCGAGUCGAGAGAUCAUUUCUCUACUCAUGAACUCUGGCCCUGACAUUGAAGCCAGAGACAAAGUUCAAGGCAACACCGCCAUGCACGUGGCUUGCACGUAUUGCAACAGGGACGCCAUCUUGGUUCUCUUUGAACACGGGGCCAGCGUAAACGCUCUCAAUGAUCUAUGUGAGACUCCGUUAGUUAAAAUUCUUGGCGUCGUCAAAAGAAAAGCAGAUUUUCACGACCAUUCUCGACUAACUCUAGCAAAAGAACUCAUUCUGUUGGGUUUCGUGGUUCCCAGUUACAACUUAUAUUCUCCAAAACUCAGAUCCCCAAAUAGAAUCAGUCAAAGUACACAUUUACAAGCACAUAUAAAACAAUAUAAAAAAGAGAUCUCUUCAAGACAUGAAAGAAUACAGUCAUUGUAUUUCCAGUUAGUCCACAGUCUGUCUAACUGCUUGACUUUAGAAGGUCUCUGUAGACUGGUCAUCCUUCAGUGCUUAUGUCACAAGCCACUACAUACCAGCGUUGGCCAACUUGGACUGCCUAAUAGUAUGCAGCAAUACAUUAUCAGAGGGGAAAACCCAGUUUUAAUAAGGACUUAGAACUAUAAUAAGCAUGCGCUCUGACUUGUUGAACAUAGAUCAAUCAAAAUUUAACUUAAAUCAAGUUGCUUUGUCAUUUUAUUUAAAUUGAUCCAACUCAAAAACACGAACACAACCUUGGAAAUAAACAAAGUAAACUAAAUUAGGUAGGCUGUGCAGGGGACCUCAUGGUACAUGGCAAUGUGCUGUAGGAAGAUAUGUGUGUAGUCUGUAUUUAAAUUGGUUUGUAUUGUUGAAAGAUAUCUAUAACAGGCCUACCAAUAAAAAAAAAAGGAAGAGAUUGGUAUUGAAAUAUAUAAUUAAAACUUAAACCAUUAGACGUAGCUACAUUUGAAAUAGUUAAUAAUAAAUGCCCUCAGAGGCGUAGCUAGGGUGGGGGAAAAUUUGAAAAUCCCCCGGGCCCCCAAAUGAGUGUUUUUUUUACAUUAAAUUAUUACGCAAAAUGCAGGGGCCCCCAAAGAGGUCAAGCCCCCAAGGCCCCCAAAGGAUGACAAAUUCCUAGCUACGCCACUGAUUGCCCUGCACUCUUUUCUUUAAGAAAAUUAAUGCUUUGCUAGCCAUAAAAUUGUGAGUAAAUAGUAAAUAACCCAAAAACAACAUAGCAAACGAAUACACAUCAUGAACCAUUAAUUCGAUUUAUCCAUUGUCUUUGUAAAAUUCAGUUUCAAAUUACGUCGAUUCUAUCUGUGAAUUGUUGAAACAUUUUUUUAUUUAUGUUAAACAUAGCAAUGCUUUGGAUUGGAUAGGUCAAUGGAGAAUCGAUCAUUUAAGCAUUGUCAAUGUAAAAAAUAAAAGCUAUAAUAGGUUAUAGUGUCACUGUAUACCAUGAAUUUGAAGCAGUCUCUUUAUUUAAUAUAAAGAACAUUGUGAUUGUAAUAUUUACAGGUUCGCAAAAUAACCUUUAUAGAAUCCUAAAUGCUGCUGAUAAAAUCAUUGGCAAAAAACAAACCCCAUUUGGGCAGCUGUUUGAGACAAACAUCUAUUUAAAAAAAAAGCUUUUGUGUCAGGAUUUUGUGAUUUUACCAUCACAAAAGAGAUACAAGACACCGAUAGCAAAGACAAACAGACACAAACACUCUUUUGUUCCCCUGACAAUCAAAUCAUUAAAUAGGAACAAUCUGAAAUAAACUUUGUCACAUGUAAAUUAUGAAUGAGUCUGGGGUGAAUGUACACUUUGGUUUCUUAUAGUCAUAAUGUUUUUUGUUUGGUGUAAUGCACAAAUUGUAAGACAAAUUUUCAUACGGACAACAAAAAUUAUUAUUAUUAUUAUUAUUAAGUUGCUUGCACAUUUAUCUAUGAAAAGAAACUGCUUGAUGAGUUGUAGAAAUGGUGCAGAGCUCUUCUCACAGUGAGGCUGCUGCAGUAGAUGAUCGGGUUGAGUGUAGAGCUCAGGAGAGGCAACCAGCCCAUUAGAGUCGCCAACCACAUGGGCAUUUUCAUAGUGUCAUAGCGGUAUACACUGGUUACCAUGACUACCGGAAAGUAACAUGCAGACAAGCAGAGGAGAAUACACCCGAUGGUUCUAUACGCUUUACCACUUUCAAGAGAGCUGGAACGUUUGGCGUGCCUUUCUGUAAUAACAUUGUCUUGAACUGUAGUUAGAGCUUCAGAAGUAGAUAUGGUGAACUUUGGAUUGACAGUGCAGCUGUAGCUGCUAGAUGUAGUCGAGAUUAAUUCAACCAUUUUUACGUCUGCCCCCACUUUUGUUUUGCUUUUGGUGUGGAGAGUACCAUCAGUAAGCAACGAUUUUCUCUUCUUCACAUUUUUUAUUAUUUGCACCAAAAUGGCGGCGUAUAAAAUGUAGGUCGCCGCUAGGGGCGCAUACAGCGAGAUUGAAAUAGUUGUGAUAAGAAAUGUGCGGUUGAAAAAUCUUGUGCAGGUAGUGCUGUUCUCUAAUGACGUCAAAACAUCUUGGAGUCCCUGCUGGUGCCAAUGGUUUAUCGUGGGUAGAAUCGCUACCGCAAUUGGGAUUAUCCAUGACGCACAAAGCAGCAGGAUUCCAAAUCUCUUCUUAUAAGUUCGAUACUGAAACGGUUUUGUGACAGCAAGGAAUCGAUCCAAUGCCAUGCAGGUCACGUGCAGGACGGAGGCGAUGCUCAACAGAUGACUCACUUCAUAUCGAGCAGUGCACAUGAGCUUGGACAGUGUCCACUUGCCGUUGUAAACCAUUUCCACCACGUUGAAUGGCAUGACGCACACAGCAAUGAGCAAGUCCGUACAGGCCAGUGAGGUCAUUAACAAAAUGGGGAUUGCAUUACCUUUCCUUGUCCACUGGUGGUCAAUGGCGUAAAACUUGACCAGGGACAAGACAAUAACACUAUUUGAAAUCAAGGUGAAAAGGUUCACAACGAUGAGUACAACAGAAGUAGCCACUAGAGCCUUUAGAUUGAAGGUGAUAGAAACAUCUAGAAGCACAUGUUGACCUGAAGUGUUCGGAUUCAUGUUCACAUCAGCGUCUUAACAUUUCCUUCCAUACAAUUCGUCAUCAAAUGUAAACACAGUCCACAACAUUUAUUGAAAAUAUUUUUCCAUGGCGGAUAACAAUAAAAAAAGCUAGCUAUUUGGUGUAUCCAGUGUACAGAUAUUAGGAAGUGUUAAUUACCUGUGUAAUAUAGAAGGCUUACGCUCAAUUUUAAAGCCAUUUUAGCACUUUAAAAUCAAUGUUCUCAAAGCUCAUUCACUUGCAGCACAAACACAUUUUUACUUGUACUGUUUAGUUGCCAAACAGUGAUGGUUGAAUAUUUCGUCCUUGACAUUGUUAAGAAUUUUGUAACAAAUAGUGUGAAAAUCCCUAAUACGUCAACCGAUAUCAGAACUUUCAUGUUUUGUCCAUUUCUAUUUAUACAUAGGUAUAGUAUAGCGUCUAUUGAGGCAGAACGUCACAUGUAGUUACAAUGUUGUUAUCAGUGAUAGUUCUAGUCUUAUUGUUUCCAUCUAUCAGAUAGUAUUUAUAGACUCUCUGGUUCUGUUAGCAGUGUUCUCGAAUCACAGUAACAAAAUAUGUUUAUUUACACACACACACACACAUAUCCAUGUACACAUAAAUACACUCACAAAGACAUGAUGUAUGCACCACGCUACGUCAGAAGCUAAAAAGAGUUCCAAGUUGUCUCCCUUGUACUCACCCCCUCCACACAGUCACGACAACUUUUACCAUUCAAACAAUCAACUUGUGUCAUUAACGUCAACAAUUAAUCGACACUAAGUAGAUCUAUAUUGUUAGAUGGAUAAUCGAUUUUUUCACUUGAAGGUUGCUAUGGAAACGUUUUUGGGUUAGUGACGUUCCAACAAUGACGGCAAUGUCAAGGUUUCAAUACUAAUGCAAGCAGUACAUCGAUACGCAGGACUGGACAUGAACAGAACAAGUCUCAUUAACAAUGUGUUUUAAAAUGUGUAUCUUAUCAGGGCCGGCCUUAGAUAAUUGGAGGCUCCUAAAUGAAAUAGAAAAAUAAAAAAUAAAUAGCAAAAAUAAAAAAAU